AUGGACAUCGCUUCAGGACUAGCCGGGCUGUCUUUAAAUGAUGAACAGCAAUCGGCGCUGAAUUUGCUUUUCCUCAAGAACGAUAGUAGCUUGGAUGUCACCCAGGUAAAAGAGGGCCUGGACCUGGUCGGCUUCAAGAUACCGCUGUGGAAGGUUCGCGGCAUUUUUGAUGAGCUCGAAAAGAAAAAACCAGUGCAAGAUAAGGGCCGCCUAUCAAAGAAUGAGUUUUUCAAGCUGUGCAAUGACCUUCGAUCGCAGGACGUGGCUCAGUCCUUCAAAUCGUCAAUUUCCAAACGAGGAAAUCUCGAGACAUUGGGCGGAAUGAGUGAAGCCAGCUCCAGCGGAACUACUCACUCGGUCAGGCAUGAAGAACAAGUUGCCUUUUCCGAUUGGAUCAAUACCAAUCUUUCCCGAGACUCAGACCUAAGGGAGCUGUUGCCAAUUGAUGCUGAAGGAAAAUCUCUUUAUGAAAGGGUAAAAAGUGGUAUCCUUUUGUGUAAAAUCAUCAACCAUUCCUGUCCUGAUACAAUUGAUGAACGUGCCAUAAACAAGAACAACCUGAAUGUCUACACGAUGCACGAAAAUUUAACACUCGCGCUAAACUCAGCACAAUCGAUUGGAUGCAACAUCAUCAACAUUGACGCUCACGACCUUUCCAAAGGAAGGCCUCAUCUGGUUCUCGGCUUGCUGUGGCAAAUCAUUCGCAUUGGUCUAUUCAAUCAGAUCACCAUUGAGCACUGUCCAGGUCUAGUGAACCUUCUUGGAGAAAAUGAGGAGAUGUCUGACCUGCUGAAGCUGUCACCGGAGAGCAUUCUCCUUCGAUGGGUGAACUUUCAGCUGGAAAAGGCCGGUGUGAACCGCCGCAUCACCAACUUCACCUCAGACAUCAAAGACUCUGAAGUUUACACGCACCUUCUUCAUCAAAUUGCACCAAAGGAACGAAACGUCACCAAGGAGGCAUUGCGAAUAAAUGAUCUCCUGGAGAAGGCAGAGGUCAUGCUGACGCAGUCUGACAAGCUGGGAUGCCGCAGUUUCCUCACCCCACAGAACGUCGUCGAUGGCGUGUACAAGCUCAAUCUUGCCUUUGUAGCUAAUUUGUUCAACAACUAUCCUGGGCUAGACACUCCGGAGAACAUUGAGCCACUGGAGACGAUUGAAGAGACACGAGAAGAGAAGACUUACCGCAACUGGAUCAACAGCAUGGGCGUCAAUCCUUACGUCAACUGGCUGUACAGUGACCUCGCCGAUGGACUCAUCAUCUUUCAGUUGUAUGACAUUAUCAAGCCAGGCAUCGUCAACUGGUCACGUGUGCACAAGACCUUCAGUAAGCUAAAGGGAUUUAUGGAAAAGCUGGAAAACUGCAAUUACGCCGUUGAGCUGGGCAAAAAGCUAAAAUUUUCAUUAGUUGGAAUUGCCGGGCAAGAUAUUAGUGAAGGAAAUCAAACAUUGACCCUUGCUCUCGUCUGGCAACUUAUGCGUGCCUACACUUUGACCGUCUUGUCCCAGCUGGCUUCAGAUGGCCAAGAGACAAUUGUGGAAAGUAAAAUUGUCGAGUGGGUUAAUGAAAAGUUGAAAGACGCUGGAAAGACAUCAGCAAUCAGGGGCUUUAACGACUCCUCCAUUACAACGGCCAUUCCAGUGAUUGAUCUCAUUGACGCCAUUAAGCCUGGUUCCAUCAACUACGGACAGAUUCUGUCCGGGAAAAACCACGAGGAAAAGUUGGCCAACGCCAAGUACGCCAUUUCCAUUGCUCGCAAGAUUGGCGCUCGCAUCUACGCACUACCUGAAGACAUUUCCGAAGGGAAGCAGAAGAUGGUGAUGACAGUAUUUGCCUGCUUAAUGGCGAGGGAUUACAUUCCUAAUUUGGGAACCAAAAGCGGUGAGCAGCAGGAGAAGCAGCCGGAGCAGGAGCAGCAGGAAUGA
Messenger RNA from Rhagoletis zephyria (snowberry fruit fly), 1923 nucleotides. The record is from RefSeq and is a predicted model, not a curated record. NCBI's taxonomy places the organism in Eukaryota, Metazoa, Arthropoda, Insecta, Diptera, Tephritidae.